Molecule: messenger RNA, 2323 nt
Organism: Arabidopsis arenosa
Lineage: Eukaryota; Viridiplantae; Streptophyta; Magnoliopsida; Brassicales; Brassicaceae
Source: the annotation of a GenBank genome assembly
AGAGGUGACUGAAAGAAUAAAACUUUUACAUUUUGCAUGGAGUAAGAAUGCCAGAGUUAAGAAGUGGAGCAAGGAGAUCGAGACGCCUUGACGAGCAGCCUAACCCUCAGCUAGUUGCAGAAGCAGAAAAUAUCGUACUUCCUCCUCAGACUGCAACAAGGAGACGAGGUGGUGGUAGAGGAAGGGGGAAUGCUGCUUUAGCUAAAGCUGCGCCACCUCCAAGACCAACUGCUGCCGGUAGGGGCAGGGGUAUCAGGCUGACAGACUUAGAGCCAGAACCUUGUGAGGUUCGUCCAGCUGCAGGUGCUAUAGGGGCCACUGAACCUGCCUUAAAUCGUGUUGAAGGGGUAGCUGAUAAGGAUAUUGCUGCGGAAGGCGGUAGCGCAGAGAAAGUAGUAGGCAUGGAAGAAGAUUCCAGCAUGGGUCCAGUCCCUGAAAGGGUACAAGUUGGAAAUUCUCCUGUUUAUAAGACGGAGAGGAAACUUGGUAAGGGUGGCUUUGGCCAAGUUUAUGUUGGCAGAAGGGUGAGUGGUGGCAGUGAUAGGAUUGGAGCAGAUGCAAUUGAGGUAGCUCUGAAACUUGAACAUCGCAAUAGUAAAGGCUGUAACUUUGGCCCACCUUACGAGUGGCAAGUGUACAAUACGCUCAAUAGCUGUUAUGGAAUUCCUGCUGUGCAUCAUAAGGGUCGUCAAGGAGAUUUUUACAUUCUGGUCAUGGACAUGCUUGGGCCUAGCCUUUGGGAUGUUUGGAAUUCCUUGGCUCAAUCGAUGUCUCCAAACAUGGUAGCGUGCAUUGCAGUGGAGGCGAUAUCUAUUCUUGAAAAACUGCAUAUGAAGGGGUUUGUGCAUGGAGAUGUGAAACCAGAAAACUUUUUACUUGGUCAGCCUGGAACAGCAGACGAGAAGAAACUAUACCUUAUCGAUCUUGGUCUAGCAUCGAGAUGGAAAGAUUCACACUCUGGCCAGCAUGUGGAAUAUGAUCAAAGACCAGAUGUAUUUAGAGGAACAAUAAGGUAUGCAAGUUGUCAUGCACAUCUUGGUCGUACAGGAAGUCGGAGGGAUGAUCUGGAGUCAUUGGCUUAUACAUUAAUAUUUCUGAUGCGGGGAAGGUUGCCAUGGCAAGGGUACCAGGGUGACAACAAGAGCUUUCUUGUUUGCAAGAAAAAGAUGUCAACCUCUCCUGAAUUGAUGUGUUGUUUUUGUCCUCCCCCGUUUAAGCUGUUCCUCGAGGCAGUUACAAAUAUGAAGUUUGAUGAGGAGCCCAACUAUGCCAAGCUUAUCUCGAUUUUUGAUACUCUUAUCGAGCCAUGUGCUAUAUCUAGACCAAUUAGAAUUGAUGGGGCUCUAAAGGUUGGCCAAAAGCGAGGAAGAUUGCUUAUCAAUUUGGAAGAGGAUGAACAGCCGAGGAAGAAAAUUAGAAUCGGCAGUCCUGCCACUCAGUGGAUCUCAGUGUAUAAUUCACGCCGUCCUAUGAAACAGAGAUAUCAUUACAACGUUGCAGACUUAAGACUUGCACAACAUGUUGAGAAAGGUAACGAGGAUGGCCUUUUCAUAAGCUGUGUAGCAUCAGCAGCUAAUCUCUGGGCCAUCAUCAUGGAUGCUGGGACUGGUUUCAGUUCUCAAGUUUAUGAACUGUCCUCGGUCUUCCUGCACAAGGACUGGAUUAUGGAACAAUGGGAAAAGAACUACUAUAUCAGUUCCAUAGCUGGUGCAAAUAAUGGGAGCUCGUUGGUUGUUAUGGCUAAAGGAACUCCUUAUACCCAGCAAUCAUACAAAGUCAGCGACUCAUUUCCGUUCAAGUGGAUAAAUAAAAAGUGGAAAGAAGGUUUUCAUGUAACAUCCAUGACCACCGCUGGGAGUCGUUGGGGUGUAGUAAUGUCCAGGAACUCAGGCUACUCUGAACAGGUGGUGGAGCUUGACUUUUUGUACCCAAGUGAAGGAAUACAUCGAAGGUGGGAAAGUGGAUACAGGAUAACAUCAAUGGCUGCAACUGCUGAUCAAGCAGCUCUUAUAUUGAGUAUACCUAAACGAAAAAUAACCGAUGAAACCCAAGAGACUCUCCGCACUUCUGCCUUCCCAAGUACCCAUGUCAAGGAGAAAUGGGCGAAAAAUCUGUACAUUGCAUCAAUAUGCUAUGGUCGGACAGUUUGCUGAUGAAACAUGAAGUAUACUGUUUCAACCCCUCUCACCCUCGCUCUAGGUUUCAAGGGAUGAUCUCUCUCUAGAAGCCGGACAACGUGUAGCUUCGGUUUUAGUACAAUCCAAAGGUAAACCUUAACCAGGAGCCAACCUAUGUGACUGUGUAAUGAAAUGAAAUUUGUCUC